GCUUCUCUUCUUCGCCGGGCGGAUUCUGGCGGGCGUCGGCGCCGCGGUGCCGCUGAUCUACGUGUUCGUGUGGAUCUCCGAGUUCGCCCCGAAGGACAAAACCGUCGCGUGGGGACACUGGGCGAUGGCGGUCCCCCUACACACGGCCAGCGCGGUUGGAUCCCUGGUCGGGAUCGUCUUCCACCAGCUGCAAAUCACCUGGCGCUACACUCUCCUGUUGCAGGCGUUGCAGUGGUUCGUCGUCGCCUUUCUGCUGGAGAACGUGAUACCGAAGAAGCUGAUCGAAGUGGGGUACUUGACGGUCGCGGAAAAUAAUUUACCGGGGGCGGGCGAGGAAAAUUCAAAUACAACAACGGUCGCUGCGGGUGAAGAUAGAAAUACACGACCCACAAGAACUUCAGCGCAUGAUGUCGAAACAACUACCGGGCCCCCGGGAACAACAAUCAACGAGGAAGCAACAGCGCAAGGAACCGGCACUCGACAUCCAGCGACCGCCAGCGGUCCGACCGCCGACCCGAAGAUGAGGAGAAAACAUCAACCGUCCUCCAGUCAGCAAGUACGCGAGAAUCUGCUGAUCGCCAAAGCGCUCUGGCGGUCGCGGCAAUUCAAACAGGCGCUCACCUUCGUUUGCGUCUGCUUCUCCACGAUCGGGGUGUGGCAGACGUGGACCUGGGUCUUUCUCCUGGACGUGCUGCAUCCGCUCGCGUUCGUGAGAGGCACAAGUGAAGGUGAGAAGAAGAACAUCAGUUAUCAAGUGCUCGCGGUCUACUUCUUCGCACUGAUCCUGACCGCGUGUCUACUCGGCGGGUUCCUGGGCAGUUCGUUCUUCAAUCGGGUGCUGCAGAGGGACUACGACCUGAGGUUGGAAAAGGGGAAGAAGUACUGCUUGCUGUUAAUCAGACGCUUCGCGUGUUUUCUCCUCCUCCCCACCGGUCUCGCCUGCGCCGUCCUGACGCACACGUUUGUCGAAAAUUCGGUGCGCCGGGGGCGAGAAAACGAAGAUAUUAAUGGGACAACGAGAAGUAGUACUAGUGGUGCUGAUGAUACCAGUACCUCCUCCUCCUCCGAGUCUACUACGCUGAUUGAAACCGAUGAAGCUUCGCUGCUAUUCCAGAGCGACCUGCUGCACAUCUGCCUGUUGCUGUUGCUCUUCAUGCCGUUUAUGGUGCUCUGGUUUUUUCUGUUCGCGAUCCUGCGCGGGUACGGAGUCCUCGGCCUGGACGACUUGGAAAAUAGCGAGAGAGAAGAAGAACAAGGCGGCGAACAACAAGCCGGGUCUUCAUCGAGUUUAACCGUGAUUUCCACAACGAAUGACGUUCCUACUGAACGAAAUGAUGAAUUGCAGAAGGCCAGUGAAGAUCACGGCUUUUCCACUACACCGAAAACCCCCCGCCGCACCUCCGGCAAACGGGCAGCAAACAAGAACAAUCUGAAAAUUGCCGAGGGGCUGUUCUCCGUGGCCACGGAUGUGAGCUACGGUCUCGGUUCCUACGCGGGCGGGUUUGUGAUCGACCUGCUUGUUAGCAGCGGAGCAUCGUCAAAGGCACUAUCUCCCCGCACCGCGGUCGCGAGGCUGUUCUCGGUGCACGUGUUUUGCCUCGCGCCCUUGCUCUUCACGGUCUUCGCCGUGCUGUUUUCGCUGUCGGGAAAACAGCGGGGAGGGUGCUGCUGGUGUAGGAGGGAGGAAGAUGAACAUCAACUCGGGAAUUAUAUUGGAAACAACGAGGAUGGCGAUGAUGAAAUUGCUAUUCCUGCGACGAAGCGUCGUGCCUCCCGGACCAGUUUGUUUUUCGAAGCCCUCUUCUUUCACGGCACGAGCCGGGGCGGGACGGCAGCUUUGGGGAAUUUUGCAACAGAAAGAAGAAGCAGGAAUAGCAAGCAGUACGACACGACUGGUAGUGAAAAGGUUGAAAAGUAUAAUGAUCGCAAUACAGGACAAGAAACAUGAGGAGCGAACUGCACGAC
Amoebophrya sp. A120 is the source of this 1965-nucleotide messenger RNA. The record is from the annotation of a GenBank genome assembly. Lineage: Eukaryota; Dinophyceae; Syndiniales; Amoebophryaceae.